AUGGGUGAAGUUUCCAUCCAAGAAAAGGUGCUGCGGUAAGUGUGUAGUCCGUCCAUGUUUGGAGAGAAAUGGAGUAUUUUCAGGAGUUCCAUAUGCCACACCAGUAUCAGAGAUCACUACGUUAUCCUUGUCCCGGAAAGCGGGAUUUUCAUGGCCGGUCAGUUCAAAUUCCAAUGCUUAUAUGGGGAUGUUGAUGUGAGUGGAUUCAAAGCCGAAGGCGCUACCUAUGAUCCGGAGGGAUUUCAUUAUGUAGCCGUCCAUAAUAUGGGGAAUGUCCCUAUUUUAUUCAAACCAUACAAAGCUGUCAAAUUGAACAUGGAAUUGUUAAAAGAGAGAUUAAAGGCUGUGAUGGAGAGUGUCUCAGAUGAAAUUACCCAGAAUAUUACCUCAUAUGGAGGCAGUAUCGCCGUUUUGUUGGUGAAUGUGAAGAUCGAUUUCAGUGUUUCGUAUCUUAUGGAUAGAUUGGGUGAUGUAAGUGAUGAGUUAAGGUUCAUAUCUUGCGUAAUUUAGAUAUUCCGACCGACAGACCGAUACAAACGAGUGAGAAUCGCGAGAGAAGCUUACAUCGUCUACGAACAUCUGAAUAAUAUGAAGGUUUGGACAUACCCUGAGGUCACAAUCGAUGAGAGUCAGCUAAGUGGAAUAAUAAAUAAAGUGAAGCAGAACAGAUGGAGAGAGACAAUUGUACUAACAGGAGCGAAGGGAGUCGGAAAAUCAACUAUCGGCAGAUUUUUACUCAACAAGUUUGUCAAAUUGUAAGUACAGGGUGUUUCAAGAAAUUCCCCGGAAAGUAAUUGCCGAUUUCUCGGCGCUCAGUCAAGUUAUCCAAAAAAUUUAUUUUGCAUGAUAAAGAAGAAUACGGGCGGUUUUUUGCCUGUGAAAAUCAUUUUCUCCGCCAACGCGGAAAGCAGGGUGUUCGGCGGAGACUUUUGGGCACUUUUUUGGUCAUCACAUCCAUCUAAAAAGCUUAUUUGUGGUUUCUGAUGGUUGAAAUGAGGAUUUUUGCUAAUUUUUGUGUUUAUCAAGCGUUCGGCGAAGGUACGGAAGCUGCUCGCCGUCUUAACUCAGCUAUGGACAAGAAAUGGCCCAACACAAUUCUUACGGUCUGGCAAUCGUUCUCUGCAGGUGUCGUAAACCCUCAAAUAUUUUGUCGCCAAGCCUUGUUAGACGUUUAGCCAUCGAGAAACGACUUGGUUCACUGGAAAACAACAAAAUAUUUAUCGUUUAAAUUUCUCUUUGCCAUGCUGUUCCAAACAUCCGCACGGUGCGCUCCAACUUUAUCGACGUUGCAGCGACUGCAUUGCACCGUGCAGUUGCUAAAUCGGAUCGCAUAGCAUUGUAGCCGGCCAUCUAUCCAUCGUGCAAAAAAUUUAAAGACUUUCUGGAUGCUUCAGUGCCGCAAUAAAGCAUUAAAAAUUCGUGUGAUGACCAAAAAAGCGCCCAAAAGUCUCCGCCGAAUACACUGCUUUCCGCGUUGGCGGAGAAAAUGAUUUUCAUAGGCAAAAAACCGCCCGUAUUCUUCUUUAUCAUGCAAAAGAAAUUUUUUGGAUAACUUGACUGAGCGCUAAGAAAUCGACGAUUACUUUCCGGGGAAUUUCUUGAAACACCCUGUAUAUCUGAAAAAUGCGAAAAUUAUUGCUGUAAAUUCUUUACUAUUUUGACUAUUAUAGAGGCAGACCCCUCUAUUUAUACGACGGGGAUCUCGGACAAGCCGAAUUAACUCCAAUGGGAUGCCUUUCGAUCAACAGAAUUACCAAACCUAUCUUCAGUAGGCUUAUUUUGUAUAUAUUUGGCUGAACCAAGUAUAAUACUGGGCUAUUUUGGAUACUAAACUUGCAGGUCUUCCAUUUCUCCAUCAGCCAACGUAUUUUGAAGACGAGUGUAUUUUUAUGGGAUCGUUGUCACCAGGAUCAGAGCCCCAUGUCUAUCGAAAGCUAACCCAUUAUCUUGUCCAUCGAUUGGAAUCUCUGAUCGAAUCGGAUGCUAUUUUGAUUGUAAAUACAAUGGGAUGGAUCGAUGGUAAGUUUAACAUGCAAUAAUAUUUAUUUAAACACGGUUUCAGGUUUGGGAAGAGAUCUCAACUUGGAAUUGAUUGCGUCCGUCCGACCUACAGUAAUCUUGAAUUUCGACGGUCCCACUACUUUCAAUGUAAACUUAAUUUUCGUUUUAAAGUGUUAAUUGUAGCUGAGAGAUCCCCGAAUUCCUGACAGCACUCAUAUUUACAAAUAUUGCCCGCCAAGUCGUCCAAAGUGAGAAUUAUUUCACAUCUCUCAUGGUGAAUAUAAAUUUUAGUUUCAAAUCAAGUCAAGACGUGACUGCACCGGCAUGGAGAGAUUAUACAAUGACUGGAUACCUCGCGAAUUGUCUCAAUGAUGAGAAAUUGGGAAAACUGGAGAUCAAUCGGACCCUGGCCAACGUUAUGGCCAGACAAGUCAGCUUCAAUCGAGUGGGCAUCUUUAUUCAUCCAGAACGAGGAAGAAUCGCCGAGAGUAUGAUCCUAAAUGCACUCAACUGCUCGGUAGUAGCGCUGUGUAAACUUGUUUAUCAGCAAGAAGGAAAUGUAAGACUAUUUUUGCAUGUGUAACACUUAUAAAUUAAAAGACGAUUUCUGAUUCGUCGAAUCAGCACAUUGUAAAAAAAUGGUAUCCUGAUGAAGAUUUUGGGAAAAAUAUUGUUCAAUUUUGCUUACAAUUAGGACUUUACAACAGCCAUUUUGAUACAAAAAAACUCAAAGUCGAUUUUUUCGUAUGUCUACGCCUAGCUGACAGAUGCACUGACUCAGCGAUCGUCUUUUAAGGUGAUUACUAGUAAUUAGUAAUGAAAUUGCAGAAGGUUAAUACAGUCCGUGUCAACCAAGACCCCUCUCUGCCCCCAAUCCUCUACCCAAACCCCUUGGACCCCCCAAUGCUGAGAUGUUUUGGCUUCGGAUUAAUUCGAUCAAUAUCCCCAGAAUUAAAGCGCUAUUACGUAAUCACCCCAGUCCCAGCCGAAGUCUGUAGUCAGGUGGAAGUCUUCGCUUUGGGAGACAGGAUUAACACUCCGAAAUAUGUUUUCGAUAAAGACGUAAGUGGGGUCAGAACUGGCGAUAAGUCGUGAUAGUGGUCUUGGAUAAGAUAAAUUGGGUGUGACACAGAUACUGGCUUAUUUUUAUGCAUUGAAGGGACCAUUGGCAGCUCCGCCACCCCGACCAUCGAGCUCUAGAUCUUCUAGUAACCUGUCUUCAGGACCCCGACGCUCCCUACCUCGUCCGCCCUCGUCCUGGUCAUCAGGCCUCUAGAGAGCGCACAGAACUCAUCCGAAAAUUAUACGAUGGAUUCAGUAACAUCACUGCACUUAAGGCCUCCAACCGCAGUAGGAAACGUCAAGGAUCGCCGGGUCCAAGCACUAAACGUUUCAAAUAG
This is a messenger RNA of Bursaphelenchus xylophilus (pine wood nematode), 3401 nucleotides long. The record is from the annotation of a GenBank genome assembly. NCBI's taxonomy places the organism in Eukaryota, Metazoa, Nematoda, Chromadorea, Rhabditida, Aphelenchoididae.